AUGGUGUUGAUCCAUUUGGAUGUUAACAAUCUGGACAAAUAUGUAUAAUAUCUUUACAAUCAUCCAUAUAACAAGGUAGACAGGCUAGACAUAAGAUUCCAAAAGAACAUAAAAGUAAAAGACAUGAAACCAUAAAUGUACCUUUUCCAACUCUUCUAUGUAAUUUAGUUUGAAUCUAUUAACAAGAUUGAAAUAUAUAAUUACUUAUUUUUUGCAAUUCUAACAAAUUAGUUUAACGGAGUAAAUUUAUCCAUCACCAGUUUAAACAAGUGAAUUGACUAACUUAAUUUAUCUUAGACUUGUAAUUUAAGGAAUGAUUUGA
This is a messenger RNA of Paramecium primaurelia, 322 nucleotides long. Lineage: Eukaryota; Ciliophora; Oligohymenophorea; Peniculida; Parameciidae. The record is from the annotation of a GenBank genome assembly.